Cannabis sativa is the source of this 3295-nucleotide messenger RNA. Its product is annotated as chromatin assembly factor 1 subunit FAS1. Lineage: Eukaryota; Viridiplantae; Streptophyta; Magnoliopsida; Rosales; Cannabaceae. The transcript has 12 exons. Gene Ontology annotation, cellular component: CAF-1 complex; nucleus. Gene Ontology annotation, biological process: nucleosome assembly. Bases 218 to 2719 code for a protein of 833 amino acids. The record is from RefSeq and is a predicted model, not a curated record.
GAAUUCUCCUUUUUGAGACUCUAACAGCCAAACCCACCAUUUCCACUGGCGGGAAAUAUAACCCCAAAAUAUCAUAUUUUUACAGAACAAGAAACCCAUUUCCCUCCAAACCCUUCAAAACCCAUCCUCCAAUCUUCUUCCUUUCCGAGCUCUGAGAUUCUCAGAUUCAGACCCUUUUGAGCUCUGCUUGAUAUUCUUUUUUUUUUUCUUUUUCGAAAUGGAGGUUGUAAUCGAUGGAAAUGACGGUGAUAUCCAGAAGAAAUUUGACGGUCAAGAUCGACCGAAGAAGACCCAGAAGCGGAAAAGGGUUAGUUUGGCCACAGAGAAGCUGGGUAAGGAGGAAAAAGAGGCAAAGGUCGAAGCUUUGCGGAUGGAGCUUGAUGGGUUGUUUGGGUAUUACAAGGAAGUAUUGGGUCAGAGACAGAUUGGGGUUUUGGAUCUAAAUUUGUGUCGUAAUGGUGUGAAUGCUGUUGUUGCGUCGUUAAUGGAGGAGAGAGAUCUCCCUCUGUCUAAACUCGUGGAUGAGAUCUACUCUCGGGUUAAGAGCCUUAAUGAAGCUGUUUUUGAGGGUUUAACGGUGGCGACUGUGAAGAGUACUGUGCUGUUUGUUGGUCAGAGGAUGAUGUACGGCGUUCCUAAUGCCGAUGCUGAUGUGUUGGAAGACCAGUCUGAGUCCUGUCUUUGGUGUUGGGAGACAAGGGAUCUUAAGCUGAUGCCACAAUCUGUGCGUGGAGUGUUGACAAUUAGGCGGACUUGUCGAAAAAGAAUCCAUGAGAGAAUAACUGCUGUUUCUGAAAUGAUUGUGGCUUUACAGAAAUCCGAGGAAGAUCAGAAUUGCAAAACUGAGCUAAGAAAGGCUUUGGAGAAGCUUGGUAAAGCUUGCAAUGAGGCUGAAAUUCGGUUGUUGGUUAAUGGCAUGAUGGAAAAAAGUGGUGCAGACCUGGCUGGCAAGGAAGCAAAACGAGAAGAAAAAAUGCUAAUCAAGCAACUGGAGAGAGAGAAGAAGGAGGCUGAAAAAGAGAAGAAAAGAUUGGAGAAAGAGCUUUUGAAGGAGAAAUUGCAUAAUGAAAAGGAGCAAAAGCGGCUGCAAGAGGAGGCAGAGAAGGAUGAGAAGCGUCGUGAAAGGGAAGAAUUAGAGAUGAAGAAACAGUUGAAGAAGCAGCAAGAAGAAGCUGAGAAAGACCAAAAACGUCGGGAGAGGGAAGAAGCUGAGCUGAAAAAGCAACUUGCUAUACAGAAGCAAGCUUCUAUUAUGGAGCGUUUUCUCAAGAAAAGCAAAAUAAGUCCAUUGCAAGCUGAAAAAUCUUCUCCUAAAAUAGCAACUGCUGUAGUAACAUUGGAUGAAAAGAUUGAAAAAGUCCCCGAGGCAGUAACCCAGUUAAUGGAUUGUACCCUUUCCUUAAAGGAAGAUGUUAACAUUGAUGAAUUAUGCAAGCUACACUUUUCUUCUUGGCGCCGCUUAGGCGAUUUGAUUCGUUCAAAUAGAAACCAACAUUGGGGUUUACGUCAAAAGCCUAAGGCUGAACUAGUUAAAGAACUUAAGCUCACCACCUCAACUAGACCGCAUAUUGUGGUGUUAGAUGAGUCAAAUGAAGAGAAACUGGAAAUUGGGUGCGGAGAAUGUGUUUCUGAUGACAGAUUAUGUCAGCUCAAUGCAAGUUGUUCUCUUUCUGAUGUCAAGAAGUUCAUUAGGAGAAAGCAGUUGUUACAAUUUGACAAGAGCCACAGGCCAGCAUUUUAUGGUAUAUGGCCCAGUAAAAGUUGUGUUGUUGGACCACGACACCCUCUUACAAAGGACCCAGAAUUGGAUUAUGACAUAGACAGUGAUGAAGAGUGGGAGGAGGAGGAUCCUGGGGAAAGCCUUUCAGAUUGUGAAAAAGAUGAUGAUGCCGAAAGUUUAGAGGGAUGCUCCAAAACUGAGGAUGGAGAUGAUAGCGAGGAUGAGUUUUUCGUACCUGAUGGUUAUCUUUCAGAUAAUGAGGGAGUUCAAGUGGACAGGAUGGAAAUUGAUGCCACAGGUGAUGAGGAUAAAGGCUCACCUGGUUUAGAAAAUGAGGAAUUUCGUGCUUUGCUUCGGCAGCAAAAGUAUUUGAGCAAUUUGACUGAUCAUGCUCUCCGGAAAAAUCAGCCUUUGAUUAUUACCAACUUGAUGCAUGAGAAAAACUCGUUGUUAACUGCUGAAGAUCUCACUGGUACACCUAGGAUGGAACAAAUGUGCUUGCAAGUCCUUAGUUUGCGAUUAUUUCCUGGUGGUUCACCUGUAGAGAUCUCUCUUGAGAAUGCGGAAGACAACGAUCUAGAAGCUUCUCCCUCAAGUGGCAAGGGAAGAACAACACCAACGCCAACUGUGGUUGCCUUAUCAGAUUCCGAUAUGCGUACAUUUGUGUCUACUAUUCAGUCGUGCUCGCAGGGUAUCUUUAAAUUAGUGGAACUUUUGCAGCAGAAGUUCCCUUCUUCCUCAAAGACUCAGUUAAGGAAUAAAGUGCGUGAGAUAUCUGAAUUCAUGGAUAAUCACUGGCAGGUGAAGAAAGAAGUGUUGAACAAACUUGGGUUAUCACCAGAAGAAAAGAGUACCAGAAGGACCAAAAGCAUUGCCACUUUUUUCUCGAAAAGGUGUUUGCCACCUGCUGGUAAAGUCGUCAACCCAAGCGAAACCUCGCCUCAGGCGACUCUGAAAACAAAUUUCGCCGUGGAGGAGGGGCAUCAGAGUUGCACAUAGAAGAAGAAGAUGGAGUCCAGUCCACCAACACCAAGUUCUGGUAAUAAAAGAUGAUAUAAAUAUACCUCUGCCCCUUUUGUAUUAUUACCAAAUGUCACAUUUUGGAUGUGCAGAGGACAUAACAUGACACUCCAAAUCAAAGUGUGAAAGUGUGAUUGCUAUUUUUUGAAUGAAAAGAUGAUAAAAGUUGUAAUAGAGAAUAGGUAUGGGGGGUGAUAUUUGCAGUCGAGUCUAGUAGUGUGCUGUUAUUUUCUUUUUUAUAUCAAUGACAUGAAAGUGGUUCAACUUUUAGAGUGAUGGGGUUUUCUUACCAUGGAAGAAAAGUCUAUUUCUUUAGUUUUCUAUUACUUUACUUCUGUAUGGUCCACACCUAAUGUUCAGCUAUAAAUGUUGAAUGAGAGGAAUAAGAGUCUAUAAAGAGUAAUAAUUACUACCCAGAAAUGGUUGCCCUGUGUUUUUAGUGCAAUUAAGUAAUGUUUGAAAUUCACAAAUGACUUGUAACUUUAAUUGUUAUAAUGUAUUUAGAGUACCAACCCAAAGUCGGUCAUUAUUAUUGGAUUCUAUUCUAUAACUAAA